Molecule: messenger RNA, 2091 nt
Organism: Neurospora tetrasperma FGSC 2508
Lineage: Eukaryota; Fungi; Ascomycota; Sordariomycetes; Sordariales; Sordariaceae
Exons: 2
Coding region: 1-1800 (599 amino acids)
Biological process (GO): dephosphorylation; 7-methylguanosine mRNA capping
Molecular function (GO): mRNA guanylyltransferase activity; phosphatase activity
Source: RefSeq, a predicted model, not a curated record
AUGGCUCCUCAGAACCUGAAGGUACUCACUGACAACACCUCCCACAGAUCCCGUGGCCACGGAUCCACCACUUCUAGACAGAAACAGCGAGAUCAAAACAUACACCACGUCGAGGUUUACCUAUCCCGGCCUGCGUAUCUUCUAUCGGCGCCACCAACAGGCCGACCGUCUUCCAAAGUCGCCGGCGCCGAUACCACUACUCGGUGCGGGAGAUCCGAGUUUUCAGUCCGACAAUGGGAAGCAUACACCACAGAUGCCCUGGUAGAGCUCCUGGAGACCAUCAUCGAGGAUUACCGUGAGAAGGAGGACGGCCAGGGCGUAGUGCUGAUUGGUCACAGCAUGGGUGCCUCUCUUGCUGCACUACUGGCGAGUCCGAGACCACCACCCCGGACUCAACUGCAUGAUCACGUCGCUGGCUUGAUCGCGGUCUGCCCCACCUCAGGUCUUCUAUCCCAGAAGCAAAUUAUGGUUCUUACGGCAUUGCUUUGGGUCCCUGAAAUCAUCUUUAACCUUUGGAGAGCGUGGGACAAGCGAGGCGGAAGCCAAAGUGCGAGCGUUAGGAGGUUCGUUGGCGCCGAUGCCGACCCCGAAGCAAAGCGGCUUCAAGACUUAUACAACAACCAAGCUAUCACGUCAGUCUGGCGUCGUAUGGCUUGGGGUUGUCUACCGACUCAUGUCAAAGGGGUUGCUAAGGGCGGCCUACCUUCGAAAGAAACCUGGGAAAAGCUGAAUGUGCCGGUUUUCUUAGUGGGAGGAGAAGAUGAUAGAGUCACCCCUCCCCAGGAAAUUGCCAAGAUCCGUGACUUCCUGCAAGAAGUCAAAACGACACCAGACACGAUUUCACCCGGCACCUCAGUUCUUGCUGACUCGGCAGCGCCGGUAGAUAUCAACGCAGCGGCGUCCAAGAUUGAUGCUUUGACAAGUUUGGGGCAAGGAGAGGAAAAUACUCGAGAAAGCGCGGAUCAAAAGCCAGUACACCGCACACAGGUGGCUGAACCAGAGGAAGGAGCGGACGAUCCGGUGACACCUACUGAGCAGGCAGCGAGUCUACCGUCCUUGUCUCUCCACCGCAAAAAGGUUGUGCGCUCCAUCAUCAUGGGCAAGCCGGCCACGCACGCUUUACUAUACACGCCGUCAACAGCCCGCAUCCUAGCGGGAUUGAUAUCAGAUUUUAUGGUUGUGCAUAUCACUGGUCGUCUUGACCUGGGCUGGCAACUGCAGUACCUUUCUCGUGAUGGCAAGUGGGAUGUCAAGAAUCUUCAGAAGUGGCAGGCAGUAGAGCCUGUUUCUGAACCUAUUGGAGGCAUCUUCCGUGCCAUCAAGACCUUGCGCGAGGUUGACGAAGAUCACAGUCCUUCGGAAUUUGUCAAGAAAUGGGGUGGGGUCAUUAAGGAUGUCAUUGACAUUUCGCAUGAUAACCCGGUGUACAACCCUCAGGGUCUCGAGAAGGGAGGAAUACACUACCACAAGUUCCCGACGGUUUCCAAGGUCCCGCCUACGGAUGCGGAGAUCAAGGGCUUCAUUGAGCUUGUCGACAAGGUCCGUGACGAGCAGAAGGAGCGGGCGAAGAGAGAGAACUGGGGAGAAGAGUAUUAUAUUGGAGUCCAUUGCCACUAUGGCUUCAACAGAACGGGAUUUUUCCUUGUCUGUUACCUCGUUGAGCGAUGCGGUUAUACACCGGAGGCGGCUAUUGAGCAUUUUGCUCAAAGCAGGCCCAAGGGUAUCAAGCAUGCUCACUUCAAGGACCGGUUGUACGUGCGGUAUUCGGGUUUAAGGAGCGAGGCAAUCGCGGAGCACUGAGAUUUCUCUUGCACCCUUUUUUUGUUGUUUGCUGGUUUACUUCACUGCAAAUAUCUCGAGAUUCUUCGAGAUUUGUUUAUCUGAUGAUACGAGCGGUUGGGUUAGUUGUAAGCAAUUCCUUGGUCAUGGUAGUAUGGUUAGGCCUUGUACGGAAAGAUAGGGCGUCUGGAAGGUUAAAUGCUGCUCGGUUCUUGAUACCUUGGAAUACUAGCCUGUAUUCCUUCUUUUUUAGUUAUUGAGUCUAGUUAGAGGUUGAUGUCUUGAUAAAAUCAAAGCAUAGCGUUGUUUACC